Molecule: messenger RNA, 3345 nt
Organism: Xiphophorus couchianus (Monterrey platyfish)
Lineage: Eukaryota; Metazoa; Chordata; Actinopteri; Cyprinodontiformes; Poeciliidae
Gene: phc1
Product: polyhomeotic homolog 1
Exons: 14
Coding region: 152-2479 (775 amino acids)
Biological process (GO): negative regulation of DNA-templated transcription
Cellular component (GO): nucleus; PRC1 complex
Molecular function (GO): chromatin binding; histone binding; zinc ion binding
Source: RefSeq, a predicted model, not a curated record
AAGAAAAAGAGUGGCAGGGGGCGGGGCUUCACUGCAGGCAAAAAUCCUCAAAGGCUCAGUCGUUGUUCCCAGUGUAAAAGACAAAUCAGGUCCACUUUCAUGCGUGUAUGUUCCGUGAAAAGGACAGACAAGCUUCACGAAAGUAGCAAACAUGGAAUCAGGCGAAGACCAAAACACAAGCAGCACAAACGGAAACCCUCAGACGAGUGGGAACUCCCGGGCACCCCAGAUUGCCCGCAUGUCUUUGUAUGAGAGACAAGCUGUACAGGCUCUCCAAGCUCUGCAGAGACAGCCUAAUGCAGCCCAGUACUUCCAGCAGCUCAUGCUGCAGCAGCAGAUCAAUACGGCCCAGCUACAAAACUUUGCUGUGCAACAGGCCACACUUGCAGCUAGUCGCCAGUCCAAUACACCAAGUAACAGCAUUUCGCCGGCUCCCACCACUGUUAAUUUAAGCACUACAUCUGCCGGUGGGACUAUGAGCAGUCCUCGUCCACACGGUCCUGCUACGUCUGCAACAACAACAGCUCUCAACCAGUCAGUGCUGUUGGGUGGAAACUCUGCAGGACAGGGACAGAUGUAUCUUAGGGUGAACCGCUCUCUAAGGAAUCCGCUUACCUCUCAGCUCAUCUUCAUGCCUGGCGGGACGACCGCUGCCGUAGCGACGGUAGCUCAGACACAAACACAACUCCAGCAGCAGCAUGACACUGCUUCCACCACUCCAUGUGCCCAGGCUGACAUCGACCAGGUGCAGAACCUGGCUCUACACUGUGCCUCUAACGCCAAAGCCGUCGCUGUAAAGGCUGAAACUGUAGAGAGGAAGGAUGCCGGCAGUUUUCCUCUCGCUCAGCAGCAGCAGCAGACUUUCUCUCAGCAGCAGCAGAUGGCUAAAGCCAGCUUUAAUCAGCCGUCUGCCUCCAGCACUCUGACUGUGAAGACUGGGAACCAGGCUGCCAUGACUGUGGCCCCUGCAGCCUCUGUGGCCCCGUCCUCCUCCUCCUCAUCCCCAGCGCUCCCCCUCUCUCAGCUCCUCCUGGCCCCGUCUUCCCCCGUCAUCCUGGUGCCCACUUCAAAUGUCACUACCUCCACCCAGGGCUACCCAAUCGGUUCUGUGGCCCCGAAGGCCACCAUGAACCCACAGACUCUGGUGGUGCAGCCCCUUCAGCAGGCCAACGCUAACAUGGAAAAGGGUCCCGUCCCGAUACAACCCAAGACGGCUCAGGGACACCGCUUACCCGUUCAGCUAUCGCCUCGGCAGCCGCCUCCCAUACUGCCAGCGCCACCAAGCAACAGUCAGGCUAACGUUGGGGGUCAUAACCCUCCACACAUCCCGGUCCAGCUGGUGGGAGCCAGGCAGGGCUUGGCAGGAAAUGCACAAGCUGUGGCUUUGGCUCAGGCGCGGUGCAACGCGGCUCUGGAGAGUCCAUCUGGUGUGGCGGUUAGCUCAGUCCCCAGCAGUGCUGCCAUGACAAAGCCGUUGGUCGGCUCUCUGAAGAGAAAAUCUGAGAGUGAUGCGCCAAAUGAGAUGUUGGAAGCAUCAGAUUCUGCCCCCAUGAAGGACGCAGCUCCUCCUUUAUCUCCUGCCCCCACAAAGGACUUGGCUCCUGCUGUUGAUGCCACGUUCUCCGCACCUCCGACGUUGUCCUUGCCUCUGCCCUUGUCCAGAGGCGGUCAUGGGGACAAAGUUCCUCAGGCGGUGGUCAAACCUCAAGUCCUCACUCAUCUCAUCGAGGGCUUUGUUAUUCAAGAGGGAGCUGAGCCCUUCCCUGUUGCUGGACUCCUCAAAGACAGAGAUUUUGCUCUGGUUGGCCGCACAGAGAACGGUCCUCCAUUGUUGAAAUGUGAGUACUGUGGAUGCUUUGCUCCUGCCAGCCAGUUCAGGGGAUCAAAGAGGUUCUGUUCAAACACUUGUGCAAAGAGGUAUAAUGUAAGCUGCAGCCAGCACUACAAGUCCAGCAGAGGGAGGAGUGGUGGGGGGCCGCCGCUACCUUCGAACCCCACAGAAAGCUCUGCUAAACGCAGAGGUCCAUCCCGACGGGGGAGUUCAAAUAGCAACUACAGUAAAGUAUCAAGCAAGCAUCUUUCUGUCAAGUGCCACUCAGAGUCCAGUCGCUCAGAAGACGUGUCAAGUGAGGGGGAGGAAGAGGAGGAUGACUCUUCCUCGCUGUCCAGAAGCUCGUUACGCUCGUGCUCCAGAGCUGAGCACAGCGCUCCUCCCUCCGACAGCUCGGCACCUGGAAGUCUCCUGAUCGAAGGGGCCAACUUCCUGUCCGCGACUCCGGCUCAGUGGAGCGUGGAAGAAGUCUGCAAGUUCAUCUCCUCGCUUCAAGGUUGCGAGGAGCUGGCGACCCAGUUUCUGUCGCAGGAAAUAGACGGACAGGCUCUGCUGCUGCUGAGAGAAGACCACCUAAUCUCCACCAUGAACAUUAAACUGGGUCCGGCUCUGAAGAUCUGUGCCUCAAUCAACAGUCUGCGCGAGUGAUGGCUGAGCCCUCAUUUCUGAUGCCUCACUUGGACUCGAUUGUGUGGAUGUUUUGAUUUACAAACAGUUGAUCCCUAUCAAUCUGAAGGUGCUUUUCAGACCACAUGAACCUUUUAAUCCAGUUCCUCGUCUUUGAUGUUUCUCUUGCUUUAGGGCAGGAGCUUUCUUAACAACCCAUGAGUGACAUAAAGGGAUGUGAUUGAUUCAGUUCAGAGGUUGCAUUGAUUGACUGAGCUACAGUCAGUUUGUUCUCAGUGCGUCCUAAAGCUCUUAGGGAACCUUGCUCGGUCCCAGAACGCCCACUGUUCCUUGCUGAACUAUUUCCCCCCCUUGAUUUUUUUCAUAUUUUGUCUCAUUGCAACCACAAACUUUGAGUCUUUUUCUGGGAUUUUACGUCAACCAACACAAAAUCAAACAAAAGAGUGGCGUGGAUUGGGAUUCAUGCUCCAUACAUCUACCUUUUGGUUGUUGGAGUAUGUCUCUACCUGCUUCAUCCUCUGUAGAGGACGUUGCCAUGGAGAUCCAUUUUUCUGCAGCUGCACAGUUCUGCUGUAAUGUGUGUUGGUCUAUCACCAUAGAUGGUUGUUGUCUUAACGUGACAAAAUGGGGAAAAACUUUAGGGGUGUAAUUACUUUUUUUUUCCCAAGGUGCUAGAUAGACAGUAUUUUUCUUUACUCUGAAUGUGCAGACUUAUACAUACUGGUAUGUGUAAGCCGUUGAUAUCAUGAACUGAAGUGUUCCUUUCAUAAGUGAUCGUCUUUUUCUUUGUCUGAAACUUGGUAUAUUGUAUGUAGACUCCUUGAAAACUCCAACUCUCACUGCCUGUCAGGUGUUCCUGCUUAAACAUCUCACUUCAAACAGUAUUU